This is a messenger RNA of Haplochromis burtoni (Burton's mouthbrooder), 1907 nucleotides long. RefSeq names its product BAF nuclear assembly factor 1 (gene banf1). The transcript has 3 exons. Gene Ontology annotation, molecular function: DNA binding. The coding region runs from base 197 to 469 and encodes 90 amino acids. NCBI's taxonomy places the organism in Eukaryota, Metazoa, Chordata, Actinopteri, Cichliformes, Cichlidae. The record is from RefSeq and is a predicted model, not a curated record.
UAGAGGUCAAAAUCAGGGGGAAAUGACGUCACGCGAUUUUUGACCUGAAGCCGCAGAGAGCCUGCGCAUUGCAUUGUGGUCGCCGGUGCUUAUACAGAAAUCGAAAGCACGUAGCUUUUCAGCUAACUACGUUAAUAUCAAGCUUGGACGGGAGACUAACGGCACCUGCUAUUAUUUGACAGACUCCAAAGAGACCAUGUCAUCGACAUCCCAAAAACAUAAAGACUUCGUGGCCGAGCCCAUGGGAGAGAAGCCAGUGAUGGCUCUGGCAGGCAUUGGAGAAGUCCUUGGCAAAAGACUGGAGGAUAAGGGUUUUGACAAGGCAUAUGUCGUCCUCGGACAGUUUCUAGUGCUAAAGAAAGACGAGGAGCUUUUCCGAGAUUGGCUGAAGGACACUUGCGGAGCAAAUGUCAAACAACAAGGUGACUGCUAUGGCUGUCUUAAGGAAUGGUGCGAUGCCUUCCUAUAAACAUUCAGUCAUUUGUUUUUGUACUUCUGAAGUCCAAGCUGUACAUUACCUCUUCAGAUUUUCUUUUAAUUCAGCCCCUGCUUAUAAUAUCCAUGUGGCCCAACUAUUGGAAUAUUAUGUGUACUUUCUGUUCAAAAUUUAAAAAAAUGUAAAUUUCUAGUGUGUUCAUUGUUGACAGUGCGUUAAGAAGUUACCAUUUUAAGCUCAUUAUGGCAGUUUUAGAGGUAAACUCUUUAACUUCACGAUUUGUUUUCAUUUAUUUCAGCACAUUUCUUUCUAUUUAAUGUGAUGGUUUACCUGUACAAUCUACACUAACACCUGUAGUCACCUGAUGCUUUUGGGCUGCUUGCACCAUUUGCUUGUUUUUAAAUGCUACUGGAAGGUUUGAUAUGAGUUGUCCAUUUUUUUUUAAGUAGCACAUCAUAUCACAGUUUCAUGUACUGUAAUUCCACCAGCACUGCUUCAACGAUUUCUUGAUAAGGAUUGUCUGUUUGGCAGAAGAUUUGGAUAAUUUAAUGUGAAACCUGAAAACUAAACCUAAAAAAAGAUUCAACUGACACUGGUAUUUAGAGAUUUAUAUAGAUAUAUGUAUGUGAAGUGUUUUAACUUUGUGUCUUGCAAAUGAAGACACACCACAGUCCUACAUCUAGUCUACUCUGAGCUUGUUUGGACUUGAAGAUUGAAAUGUAUAUAAAUAAAGAUGCCAAUGUAACAAAACAAUACUUUCAAUAAUAAAAGUGUCUCUAUUGCUGGUAACUUAGAUAUUGUGUUUGUUAGAAAGCUCGAUAUCACAGCUAGUUGUGCUGCUAGUAAAAAAAUGCAAACCUUUUGUGGAGGUCGUGAAAGCAAAGUUACGAGUUGGUGAGCGUCAGACAGCAGCCAUCCUGAUCCAAACCCACAGUGAUGGAUCUAGCAAAACCAUGUUAGCAGCUAAUUAAAGUAGGUUAAAAGUAGUAGGCUGUCUUUUCUUUCUGCAACUUACAAGCUGAGUAAGAGCGGAGAAACCCUCUUAAUCCACUGUCAUGUGACUUACAAAUAAAAUAUCCUUUAUUGGUUUAAGUGGCUUUAAAUGAAAAUCCUACACUGUGUGCAUUUUGUUACAACAGUGAGCCUGAUAUUUAGGUCAGGUCUUCAUAGCUGAGCUAUGUACUGUCUUUGAAUUUCUAGACAUGAGAUGCCUUAAUGCAUGUUACUUUAAACAUUUAACUUGGUCUAAAGAAGUAUAAAGUCCACAACACUGCAUGUUCACACUGUAUUCCCUAAUCUUCCGUUCAAAUGCUGAAACCCACCACCAGUUAUCAAGCUGUAUGAAGAUGUAACCAGUGUGUAGCAGCUCUGUUAUAACGCAGGCCCACGUGUUUGCAUUUGACUGUGAAAAGGUUUCAGCUUUUCUAUUGCUUUUAUUAUAAAACAAUAAAAAGCAAGUAUCACAUUUGAA